This is a messenger RNA of Zychaea mexicana, 324 nucleotides long. RefSeq lists its product as uncharacterized. The transcript has 2 exons. The record is from RefSeq and is a predicted model, not a curated record. NCBI's taxonomy places the organism in Eukaryota, Fungi, Mucoromycota, Mucoromycetes, Mucorales, Lichtheimiaceae. The annotation marks the transcript as partial.
UUAAAUGAAAAUGAUUGCAUAGCAUUUGAUGGUGGUUACUACUACUAUAUUAAAAAAUCUAUAGAUAAUUGCGAUAGAAAAGGAAAUGAUAAAAUAAAUCUUAAUAAUUUUAUGUUUCCUAUUAGAAAAAGUAAAAAUAUAGACUUAAAUGAUAAUGAAUUACUAUACAAUGAAACUUUUGGAAGUUUUAGAAAUUUAAAAAUAUAUAAUGUACAAAUAAAAUUAUCACUUCUAUUAUUAAAUAUUCAAAAGUUUUGUCAGUUAUAUAAUAUACCUAAUAAACCAAAUCAUCUGUUAUGGGUUAAUGAAAACUUUGAUUAUCCU